CAACAUCAACAACAACAAAACUAAAAGUUGAAAUAUACUACGGGAUAAAAUAUGCAUCCUUACGUAAGGGGAGGCUUAGGUUUAUGCCCCCAUCAGGGUUUAUAGAAAAAUGGCCGGGCGUCAAACUCGCCAUCAAGCGCAAACCUAUCUGUCCUCAAAUCAAAUUUGAUGAUGAUGAUGAAGAAGAAAAAGAAAAAGAAGAUGAAGAAGAAGAAGAAGAAAAAGAAGGAGAAGUAGAAGAAGAAGAAGAAAAAGAAGAGGAAGAAGAAGAAGAAGUAGAAGGAGGAGAAAAAGAAGAAGAUAAUGAUGGUGAUGAUGUGGAUGAUCAUGAUAAUUAUGAUGCCAGCAACGGUGAUGAUGAUCAUGGAGCUGAUAAAGAUGACGACGACGAUGAUAAAGAGAAUGAUGACGACGACGACGUGUCAAAAAAAAGUAAUAGAAUAAGGAGGGAUGGCAAUACUUCGAAGGUUAAACUUGAUCGCGGUUUUGAAAAUUUGGUGAGAAUUAAAAAAUGCAACAACAACAACACCACCACCACCAACAACAACAACAACAACAAUAAUAAUAAUAAUAACAACAACAACAACAACAAUAAUAAUAACAACAAUAACAACAACAACAGCAGCAGAACAGUAAACAUUCGUCUUAAUUAUCACAAUAAGGCUUAUCAAUGGAAUAAAACUUUAUCAGGAAAAAUUUUUUCCGGGUCCAAUAACGUCGCCACGCUUGACCGACUUACACUUUAUAAAAAUAUGAAUAAUAAUAAUGAAAAUAAUAAUAAUAAUAAAAAUAAUGUAAAUAAUAACAACAAUUAUAAAGACAAUAGCAACAGUAAAAAUAGCGGUUACAAUAAUGGUAACAAUAACAAUAGUAAUGUUAACGCUAUCACAGUUGAUUUUGGGGGUCCUAAAUCCAGUGAGGCGAUUGUACCGAAUGUGGGUGAGCAUUCGGCUGAUGAAAAUGAGAGAAAUCAUGACGAUAAUGAUGACGUCAGCCUCAACUUCAACAACAUCUACAACAACAACAUCAUCAACAUCAACAAUAACAGCGACAACAUCGACAACAACAUCGACAGCAAUAGCGACAGCAACAAAGUCACGAACAACAACAUCAUCAACAACAACAAAAGCAACAACAACAACAUAGUCACAAACAACUACAUCAGCAACAACAACAUCAACGUCAACAAAAAUUUAAUAACCAAUGCAGGAGUCCUUAGGGUCCGAAGAGAUUCUGUUUAUAGGAAUGAAGUUUUAAAUGACGUUAAAACUAAAAUAAAAAAUAAAAACAACAAAAACAUUAACAACAACAUCAACAACAUCAACAACAUUAGCAACAACAACAACAAACUCAACAUUUACAAUAAAAUAGACAUCAAAAACAGUUAUAUAAAUAUUUUGAAUGUCACUGAAGCCAGAAAAGCUAGCAUGAAAUAUGGGCGAGGUCAAAAGCUGUAUAGAAAUAAUCGAUCCAUAUCUGAAUACGUCGAGACCAGAGUUGUAGAAAAAUUUAAAAUUAUCGAAAAAGACAACAAGAACAUCAACAGCAUCACAGAAAUCAAGGAAAUAAAAAACAACAACGUAGACAAUUUAAACAACGAACCAGCCCAUCUUUAUAAGCGUUCUUUUGCUGACAGCAACAACAAAAACAUCAACAACAACAACAACAAAAACAUCAACAUCAACAACAAAAACAUCAACAUCAACAACAAAAACAUCAACAAAAUUAACAAAAACAUAAACAAACACGCUAACAUCAACAAGAAAGGUCGAAACAAUAACUCAAAAGACAUUAAAAAACGAAAAAUAAAAUACAAAGGCAAAUACUUUCCAGGCUUGCAUUCGACUCCGGCUGAUUAUGACUACCUUGAAGAUCAAGAUGAGGAAUGUCUUUACCUCAACAUUUACGUGCCAUACAUUAAAG
Molecule: messenger RNA, 1923 nt
Organism: Helobdella robusta
Lineage: Eukaryota; Metazoa; Annelida; Clitellata; Rhynchobdellida; Glossiphoniidae
Exons: 1
Source: RefSeq, a predicted model, not a curated record